Molecule: messenger RNA, 759 nt
Organism: Caenorhabditis briggsae
Lineage: Eukaryota; Metazoa; Nematoda; Chromadorea; Rhabditida; Rhabditidae
Exons: 4
Coding region: 1-759 (252 amino acids)
Biological process (GO): positive regulation of DNA-templated transcription
Cellular component (GO): nucleus
Molecular function (GO): DNA-binding transcription factor activity
Source: RefSeq, a predicted model, not a curated record
AUGGAGGCAUCGGCUCCAACUACAUCCCUUCCAGAACCAUCCUCUCUUGUAGAAGAGACGAUGAGUCCAACGACUCCAACUGUAGAAUGUGUCAGUCUCGAUUUAUGGGAGUUCAUUAUAAAACGAAAUCAAAUCGCCGAGCUGGAAAUUCCGAGUCCAAUGUUGGAUCGUUUGGAAUUCAAGUAUAGAAUCCAGGGACUCAAGCCAGAUGCCACUUAUACGAUUUCGUUGUUGCUCUACAAAGGAAAGAACUUAUGGUACAGGAACAAAACGGGUGGAUUCAAGGAAGAAAAACCACGAAACGGACACACCGAGACUCCGCCUUUCCCACCAUCCGUCGUCCAUCAUCUGAAUGGUCGAAUGAAGGGAAGCGAAUGGAUGAGGAAUAUUGUUGCAUUUGAUAACAUCUUUUUUGGAAACGACGAGGUACACAUGGAACCGACCGAAUCACAAAAUCCCAAAUAUGCGAUCACACUCACUGCUCGACACGUCUAUAAAGUAUCGAUUCGAAUCAAUUGUAUCGACGAUCGAUCGGAAAUCGAAUUUCCAAUUUCAAGACAAAAGUUUAUGACUGUCCGGGAUCCACCAGAACCUGUAGCUGAGCAAACACAGCUGGAAGUGGAUGUACACAACACCUCAGGACCGGGUCCAUCCGCAUUCAAGCCAUUUCCAGAAGCUCAGAAGGAAAGAGAAGAGAAGGAAAAACUGAAAAAGGAGCAGGGGGAGGAGGGAGCCAAAAAGAAAGAAAAUGAGCAAUAA